AUGUGGCACUUGUUCUAUCAUCUGGGUGGGAACGGGCCUUGGAUACCGCGGGUUAGCGGAAUCGAAUACUCAAAUGCCUCCCUGCCCAAGCAUUGUUCAGUAGACCAGGUUCACAUGUUGUCUCGACAUGCCGAACGGUAUCCUACUAAGAAUGCUGGAGCUAGACAUUUUGAUCUUCUCGAUCGUCUGAAAAAGCCAGGAGUAGACUUAACAGGGGCGCUCUCAUUCGUGAAAUCUUGGAAGUACUUUACAAACCCCGAAGACCCAGCGUUCGAGAAUCUGACAGCCACCGGCCCAUAUGCCGGAACUCGACAAGCCUUCAAUACGGGGACGAUGCUGCGGCAAACGUAUGAUCAUUUGGUCCCUCCAGCACGACGCACGAAGUUCUGGUCUUGCAGUUCUGGUCGAGAUAUCGAAACCGCCAGGAAUUUUGCGGACGGUUUCUUUGGCUCAGAUUGGGACUCUCACGGAUCAGCAGAGCUUGUUGUUAUCCCCGAGGACGCCAACCGGGGUGCAGAUACUCUGACCCCAGGAAGUACGUGUUACAAGUACCGAAGGGAUGGCUACGGUCAUGAUUAUGGGUACGGGAAGCUCGAAUUAUGGCAAAAGGUAUUCACAAAGCCUAUUAUCGACCGACUCUCUCAGCACGCGCAAGGGGUUCAAAUCGACCAUUUGGAUGUUUAUAGUAUGAUGGAAAUGUGUGGAUUCGAGAUCCUGGCCAAGGGGUCUAGUCCCUGGUGUGCUGUCUUUACCCAGGAUGAAUGGCUGCAUUUUGAGUACGCGCGCGACCUUCUGCAUUUCUAUCGAGCGGGCCCUGGUAAUUCAUAUGCCGGGGCAAUGGGAUGGCUGUGGCUGAACGCGACACAAACCCUCAUGUCGAACCAGUCUUCCAAAGACGUCUAUUUCAGCUUCGUUCAUGACGGGGACAUCAUACCCGUAAUGGCAACGCUGCAAAUACUCAAUGAGCAAGUGAUGCUGCAGGAGUUGCCCACCACUCACAUGAAGACGGAUCGACGUUGGCGGACGAGCGAUGUGGUACCAAUGGGAGGACGAUUGAUAUUUGAACGGAUUGCGUGUCAGACUGGCUCUGAAACGGCUGGUAUGGAACAUUUUGUGCGACUCUUUGUCAACGAUGGACUGAUGAAGUUACCCGGGCUACGUGCGACCAAACAUAUCGAGCAUGGUGUUCGGUUGGACGAUUUUCAGGACUUUGUCUCGUCUCGAAAGCAAAUAUUUGGGGACUUCCGUGAGGUCUGCUCUUUGCCCGAAGACAGCCCUGAUAGAAUAUCCUUUCUGCACCAAUAA
Messenger RNA from Exophiala spinifera, 1305 nucleotides. RefSeq lists its product as uncharacterized. NCBI's taxonomy places the organism in Eukaryota, Fungi, Ascomycota, Eurotiomycetes, Chaetothyriales, Herpotrichiellaceae. The record is from RefSeq and is a predicted model, not a curated record. Bases 1 to 1305 code for a protein of 434 amino acids. The transcript has 3 exons. Gene Ontology annotation, cellular component: fungal-type cell wall. Gene Ontology annotation, molecular function: acid phosphatase activity.